Messenger RNA from Camellia sinensis, 2339 nucleotides. The record is from RefSeq and is a predicted model, not a curated record. Lineage: Eukaryota; Viridiplantae; Streptophyta; Magnoliopsida; Ericales; Theaceae.
UCUGCAUGAAGUCCUUUUUGCAGGCUAUAGGCUUCAAGGGGAAGGGCAUUUAAAAUUUUAUUUAUUUGGAGAUAUUCUGGCUUUGUUUUUUUUUUUUUAAUUAUUUGAUAUUUGUAGUUUGUGAUGGCAAUUUCUAUUCCCUUGAGAGGCAUAAAGAAAGGAGGCACUAUUGGCAAACCAGUUCCAGGUGUGCAGGAUUCCCUACUGCCAAACGCAGCAUGGAGGUACCUGCAUGGAAAAGGGGGCUAAGAUUCCUGCAAAUAAAGAAGCAAAGCUUCCCUGCUCCAGUUCACUCUAUUGCGAUGAGUUUGUAUGAAGAUCUUGCAGCAGCUUGGGUACCUGCAAAACAUGAAUGGCUGUGGCCACGCCUUUUAGGUCAAGAACUCGUCAAUAGAUUGGGACGACAAAAGAUGUUCAAGUAUUGUGCCUAUAUAUGUUCCAACAAAUCCUCGUGGUGCAGAGUCCUUACCUCCAGCAAUUGUAGUCUCUCAGUUCGAUUUUUAUUUGCGAAGGUUAUGGGGUGAACCCAGUGAGGUAUGUUGUUCAACACAAGUAACUGUGUUAUGGUGCUAGAGCUUGCAGUUAUUUACCUAUUUUAGAUGGUCAAUCAUUGUAAAGUUUUUAAUUUCUUGUUAACUCUCUAACUCAACUAUGACCAUAUGUGAUUUUGGAAGUCCUAAUAGAGUAGACAUUGUUGUUUAGCGAGUAAAUAUCAAAAAAUAAAAAGAAUGAAAAAUUCAUCACAUAUCUAAGACCAUGGCAUAUUCUACUUAAUAAUUCUUUAACUAGAGUUUUCUCAUCUUUGAAAUGUUCUUGUCAAAGGCUUAAUGGAUAUUACUCUUAUCAUCGUUUUUUGAAAUUGUGUGGAACUUGUUUGCGAAACUGUAAUUUUCAGGUUUUGGUUAUUUUUUAAUGUGUGAUGCUUAGAUUUGUUAAGAUUGGUACGGUUGGGUUGGCUGCUUGUAGAUUUAAUUGGCUUCUCAUUGUUGGUGAGAAGAGAGUGAGAAACCCUCACAUCAUAAAAUACUAAAAAUUGGAAUAAGUGCAAAAAGAAACCGUCUCAUACUAUGACAUUUCCAUUGAUUUGGCAUGUGUGUAAUUACUCUCAUAACUCCAAUUAUCUUAUGGAGAACGUUCUGUUAACUUUCAUGAUUUGACAAUAAAGCCGAAAUACUUGGUAACAUUCACAGUUGGUUUGGAUCAGAGAAACAACGUUGAUGCAGCAGUUAAAAAGGUUACACAAAUGGACCAUUCCAUUAUAUGUAUUAUUUUUAUGAUGUUGCAAGUAGAGGUUUGUAAUCUUAUUUUAUUUUUUGAUAGUUUUUUGACGAUUUUCAAAUUAUGCUUUUUCAUUAUGAUAGCUGGACAAGUGAAUGGGAUCAAUUUGAGUGGUCAAAGAGGGCCAACCAUGUCAGUGUAAGAAAGAAAACAAAAUGGUAUGAUGCUUUAGUAUUUUACAUAUUUUUGGUGUUAUACCACAUUUUCCACUAUACCAUGUUUGAAAAGAGAACUCAUAAAACAGAGAUAUGAUACCCUUUCUUUAUUGGGAAAGGAAAUAAAGACUGAUUUUUUGUUCACUAAUAUUGCAUCCUUUCGUAGAUUCAAAGGACCAUUAUAAGAUUUGCUACCAGUUGUGUUUCUGCUGAGGAAUUGGUGGGAAAAAUUUAUUAAAAACAAGAGGAUGGGAGUUAUUGAGGAGUUGGUGAAAAAAAUUCAUAAAAAAUUCAUUAGAUAGAGGAAUUGCCACUGCAAGAAUUUCAUGGCCACACUAGUGAUGUCUUGGAUCUGGCCUGGUCCAAAUCUAAUCGUCUUCUUUCAUCGUCGAAGGAUAAAACUGUUCGUCUAUGGCAAGUGGGCUGCAAUAAAUGUAUUAGUGUUUUCCAACACAAUGACUAUAUUCAAUCCAGUCAAUGAAAAUUACUCAAUGAGUGGCUCUAUAGACGGAAAAGCUCGAAUUUGGGGAGUGACCGAGAGACAAGUUAUUGAUUGGGCUGAUGUGAGAGAUGUGGUAACUGCUAUAUGUUACCACCCAGAUGGCAAAGGCUUUAUAGUGGGCUCUGUCACCAGCACCUGCCGGUUUUAUGGAGCAUUAGAUGGAAAUCUCCAACUAACUACAGUGAUAAAUUUCUGGGGUAGAAAAGUACUUACAUGUAUAAUUAAUUUGAAUUGCAUCUGUUGUGCCGAUCUAUUUUGUAAUAACUUUCAACUUACUAUUAGGCACUAGUUUUUACUUCAUCUUGGAAUUGAAAUAUUUUUGCAUAUUGAGAAGCAUGAAUCGAUCUAGUAUUAUGUUUACCUAAAUUUAGUCAAUAUAUUGAAUAUUUUUCAGCUUUAUUAUA